Molecule: messenger RNA, 1584 nt
Organism: Microthlaspi erraticum
Lineage: Eukaryota; Viridiplantae; Streptophyta; Magnoliopsida; Brassicales; Brassicaceae
Source: the annotation of a GenBank genome assembly
AUGUUUAGAAGUGAGGAUAUGGCCAAGGAUUUAAGGUGGCAUUUUAGUAACAAGAGCACAGACGGUAAACUCCGACACCCUGUGGACUCAGUUACAUGUGAUCAGAUGAACGACAUAUAUCCUUCCUUUGCAGCAGAAGAAAGAAACGUGAAGCUUGGCCUUUUCACAGACGGUUUUAAUCCAUUUGACAUGAAGAACAGCAAGUACAGUUGUUGGCCUGUUUUGCUGGUAAACUACAAUUUGCCACCUGAUUUAUGUAUGAAGAAGGAGAACAUAAUGCUUACAUUGUUGAUUCCUGGUCCACAUCAGCCUGGAAAUAGCAUUGAUGUCUACUUAGAACCCCUCAUAGAUGACCUAAACCAUCUGUGGAAUAAGGGAGAGUUAGCGUAUGACGCCUUCAGUAAGUCUGCUUUCACACUUAAGGCAAUGCUGCUUUGGACGAUAAGCGAUUUCCCAGCUUAUGGAAAUCUAUCAGGUUGCAAAUUUAAAGUGGCUUCUGAUAUGGAUGAUUUAUCCAGUGAAUCAGAAGAAGAUGAAGAAGAAGAAGUACAUGUGGAUGAGGAAGAGUUAUCGCGGUGGAAGAAAAGGUCAAUCUUUUACAAGUUAUCAUAUUGGGAGGAGCUUCCUGUGAGACAUAACUUGGAUGUAAUGCACGUAGAGAGAAAUGUGGCUGCAAGUCUAGUGGCUACAUUGUUACACUGUGGAAAAUCAAAAGAUGGUUUACAAGCUCGUAAAGACCUAGAGAAGCUCGGUAUUAGGAAGGAUCUACAUCCUACACUCAAAGGGAAACGAACAUAUCUUCCAGCAGCACCUUGGUCACUAUCGAAGACAGAGAAGAAGAUCUUUUGCAGGCGACUAUUUGAUUUCCAAGGCCCCGAUGGAUACUGCUCUAACAUAUCAAGAGGUGUUUCAUUGGAUGAUUGUAAGAUAUCAGGCUUGAAAUCACAUGACUAUCACGUCCUAAUGCAACAACUACUUCCGAUCGCACUUAGAGGCUUGCUGCCAAAAGGUCCUAGACUAGCGAUUGUACGCUUAUGCUCAUUCUUCAAUCAGUUGUGUCAGCGAGUGAUCGAUAGGGAACAACUAUUGGUAAUAGAAGCUGAGAUUGUUGAGACUCUCUGCAUGUUCGAGAGAUUUUUUCCUCCAAGCUUCUUUGAUAUUAUGGUCCAUUUGACGGUACAUCUAGGAAGGGAAGCACGGCUUGGUGGACCAGUCCAUUUUAGGUGGAUGUACCCAUUUGAGAGGUACAUGAAAAUUCUAAAAGACUUUGUCAGAAAUCCAGCUAGACCAGAGGGAUGUAUCGCUGAGUCUUACCUCGCAGAAGAAUGCAUCCAGUUUUGUAGUGAUUUUUUGAGGAAUACAACAAGUGUACAAGACAAGGUCGAUAGGAACACUGAGUCAGUCACCAUGGCACGUACGAAGCGAGGAAGGAAUGUACAGAAGAAAAAUCAUGAAGUUACUGCUGAUGUUGUGGAAGACCAGCCAGAAGUAGGACUCGAUGAAGCUGUGGAAGAGCAUCCGGAAUUAGGAGAUAAGGAACAUGUGGAAGAACAGCAGAACAAUGAAGUCUUGGAAUCAGGUUAA